Alexandromys fortis (reed vole) is the source of this 493-nucleotide messenger RNA. RefSeq names its product 60S ribosomal protein L28-like. Gene Ontology annotation, cellular component: ribosome; cytosolic large ribosomal subunit. The coding region runs from base 37 to 450 and encodes 137 amino acids. Gene Ontology annotation, biological process: translation. The transcript has a single exon. The record is from RefSeq and is a predicted model, not a curated record. Gene Ontology annotation, molecular function: structural constituent of ribosome. Lineage: Eukaryota; Metazoa; Chordata; Mammalia; Rodentia; Cricetidae.
UCCGUCUCCGUCUGCCAUAGAAGAGGAGGCGCCGCCAUGUCUGCGCAUCUGCAAUGCAUGGUCGUUCGGAACUGCUCCAGUUUCCUGAUCAAGAGGAAUAAGCAGACGUACAGCACCGAACCCAAUAAUCUGAAAGCCCGGAACUCCUUCCGCUACAGCAGGCUGAUUCACUGCAAGACAGUGGGAGUGGAGCCCACGGCCGACGGCAAAGGGGUCGUGGUGGUCAUGAAUCGCAGAUCCGGUCAGCGCAAACCAGCUACUUCUUACGUAAGGACCACCAUCAACAAGAAUGCACGGGCCACCCUGAGCAGCAACAGGCACAUGAUCCGAAAGAACAAGUACCGCCCCGAUCUGCGCAUGGCGGCCAUCCGCAGGGCCAGUGCCAUCCUACGAAGCCAGAAGCCUGUGGUGGUGAAGAGGAAACGGACCCGUCCCACCAAGAGCUCCUGAGCCCUACACCCCAGAAGCAAUAAAGUCUACUGACUUUUUUCAA